Messenger RNA from Synchytrium microbalum, 2073 nucleotides. RefSeq lists its product as uncharacterized. The transcript is spliced from 13 exons. Gene Ontology annotation, molecular function: oxidoreductase activity. Lineage: Eukaryota; Fungi; Chytridiomycota; Chytridiomycetes; Synchytriales; Synchytriaceae. The coding region runs from base 1 to 2073 and encodes 690 amino acids. The record is from RefSeq and is a predicted model, not a curated record.
AUGACUCUGCCACAGGACUACCGUGCUGUGAUUCUAAAUGGAACUGGAAUGAAAAAUGUAACCAUUGGCAAAAAGACUCUCGAUGCAACUCUUUCACCUGGCCAAAUUCUUGUUAAAGUCACUGUUCGGCCAAUCAAUCCGUCGGAUGUCUUUUCAAUUCUCGGAGUUUAUCCAGGCUUCCAACCCCCCAAUGCGUUCAAAGAUUCGACUCCAGGACUCGAAGGAUGCGGUGUUGUCGCUGCUAUUGGGGAAGGCGUCUCUCACGUAAAAGUUGGCCAACGUGUCGUCCCAAUCUUCGCAGAGGCCAUUAGUGGAAACGGUUCCUUCCAAGAAUACGUCAAGGUCACCAACGUCGUGCCCAUUCCGGACGAUGUCUCCGAUGAAUCAGCUGCUCAACUCAUAGUCAACCCAAUGACGGUCGUUGGAAUGCUAGAAUAUCUCCAUGUACCUAAAGGUGAAUGGGUUGUUCAAACUGCAUCAAACUCGGUCUUAGGAAGACAAAUGAUUCAAGUUUGCAAGCAUCGCGGAAUCAAAACCGUAAACCUGAUUCGUCGGGAGGAACAAAAAGCUGAAUUGAUGUCUCUGGGAGCCGACGCUGUGGUUGUGACGGCUGACUUGGAGCCAGGAGCAGUCGCUGCUGCAAUUCUUGCUGCAACAGGUGGGAGUCGACCGUUCGGUGCUGUCGAUGCUGUUGGGGGUAAUACUACAUUGGCUCUAUCUGAUGCGGUCCGGGAUAAGGGAGUGAUAUUGGUUUAUGGUCUACAAGGCGGUGUAGUUUUCCAAGCUUCUGGUCCAGCUUGUCUCUUCCGGGGAGUUACGGUUACAGGAUAUUGGCUUGCAACACACAUUAUGGCGAUGAAGGAGGACGUUGUUGCAAAGUUCAUGGGUAUUAUGGUACCACUUUCGGGUGAAAAGUUCGAUUUGGCAGACGUAAUGGCUGCCAUCAAAGCGAGUCAACUACCUGGACGGGGAGGAAAGGUUGCAGUGUUGCUGGUUAAUACAUGCGUCUUCUUGAAUCCAUUCUCUGACCUGUUGGCAUCCCGCGAGGGACAUGGUUUUCUUCAAACAUCAAACGUGGACAACAAUGAUGACGAUUUGGUGCCAAGCUCCAACUGGACAAUACCAAUAUUUCGACUUGGUGUGUUGAACGUUGACUCCAAUUUCGAGCAACUAUGGGACGAUGAUACAGAGUUCAAAACCCGAUUGCAGAAUCCAAGAACGCAAUCAGAUGCUGCUCUCCUUGCCUCACUUUAUGGUGAAAAGAUACGACAUACGGCAAUACCUUCCAUCAUCCACCAAAUGUGGAAAGGAAACUGCUUUGACUCCGAUUCUUUACUCCAACAUGCAUCAAUAAGCUCGUGGCGGGACAGCAACCCUCAAGCAACACAUAUCCUUUGGACUGAUGAAGCCAUGGAUGAAUUCGUCAAGUCAUACUAUCCGCAGCUACUCAAAAGAUAUAGAGCGUUUCCACGAGUCGUAUUCCGGACUGACUUGGGACGUUUGCUGAUCCUUCAGACCUUUGGUGGCAUCUAUGCUGAUGCAGACACAACUAUUAUAAAACCUUUGAACGAGUGGGUAGUCGAAGGAACCACAGGCCUAGACUUCAAAAACACGAGCACCAAUGGAAUACCGACACUCCCCGACUCACCCUUCAAUAUGAUGGUCUCACUCGAAACCGAUGCUAGCAAAGCAAUCAUCGCAUCAGCACCGUAUCAUGCCGUCCUAGGAACCACCAUAAAUUUAAUAUUAGCUCGAUUGCAAAAGCUGAGGUCUUGGUCUGAUGAUGCUGCUGAUCCAGUAACGCUGACCGGGCCCGAGGUGUUUUCAUAUGGUAUUCGGUCGUAUUUGUCUGGAGCUGUGGAUGUCAAAUGGGCAGACUUACAUGGGCAAUUCUUCAAUCAAUCUCGAAGGUUGGCGGAUGUAUUAGUGUUUCCAACAGGUGUGUUUGGUAUACCAACCAAAGAUCUGGGAGGUGAUGCCCAAGAAGCAGCGGCUGUGAUAGGUGCUGAUUAUGAGUAUGUACAAAGGGAAAAGCUUGUAGAGCAUCAUUUUUCUCAUACUUGGAUAAAUUGA